This is a messenger RNA of Panthera uncia (snow leopard), 1458 nucleotides long. Its product is annotated as maestro heat-like repeat-containing protein family member 7. NCBI's taxonomy places the organism in Eukaryota, Metazoa, Chordata, Mammalia, Carnivora, Felidae. The record is from RefSeq and is a predicted model, not a curated record. Bases 1 to 1404 code for a protein of 467 amino acids. The transcript has 11 exons. Gene Ontology annotation, cellular component: cytoplasm.
AUGGAAUUUCUGCUGCAGAAGCUGACUCCAUACCAGAAAUCGAAGGGCCAGGAGCCCAGCCACAGUACAGAGAUCUCUCCAUUGAUUGCCACCAGGGCCAUCCAGGAACUCCUUCUGGAACCGAGUCGGCGGACGGAGGUGCAGACCUUCUUCCCCUCCCUGUGUAUGGCCCUGUUGUUCCAGAUCUCCUUUCUCGUGGUUGAAGGGGACACUGACUUUCAGGAUCAGCAGCAUGCAACCGAACGGAUGGACCCUGUCAGUUCCUCCGUGGAGGCCCUGAAGACGCUGAUGCAAAGUACCGGGUAUGGGGACUAUGUGUCUUACAUUCAGAAACUUGGAGGCUGGGAGCUGCUCACCAGUCCUGAAAGACACUACGAGGGUGUCACUCUACUGGCCAGGGCCAUGGUCAUCAAGAACUGUUGGCACAACCGCCCCCUCUUCAGCUUCCUCAUCAGGAUUCUCCAAGAACGAGACCACAAAAAUCGCUUAACGGCCUUCAUGUUCUUGACUGAACUGCUUCGGUGCCCAGAUGUGGUAGCCACCGUGGAUGAAGUCACUGUGCACAUCCUGGCAAACUGGUUCCAGUGUGAGGAGCCGGCCAUAGUAAAGCUAUUGCUGCGGGUGGUGGAGACCUUCGCAAAGCACGGGAACAUGGUGCAACAGUUCCGCAUCCUGGAGCCCUACGUGCUGGGCUGCUGCUACUCACUGGACGAUGACAUUGUGAUGGAGACUUUCACGGUGCUCAAGUGUCUCGUAGAGCACCUCACCUGGAAGCAUUCCUCCUCAUUCCUUACUCAGCUCACCUUCAUGCUGGGGCCCCUCUUUGAGGAGGAGUCAGAGCAUCUGCGCUUGAUGGCCUUUGAGAUCUACGGGGCUCUCUUGGCUAAGGUCAAGAGGACAGUGCUUGUCUUCCCCUUGAAGCACCAGGUCCUCAACUUGAUAGUCCUCCUUGUGCUCCACCUGGAGGAUGGGAAUGUCAACGUGGCUCAGCUCUGCCGGCCUGCCCUCUGCCACACGGCCACCAUACUGGGCUGGUCGAGACUCAAAGCGAUAUUUGCCGAGAAAGACGUGUGGACUAUCCUCAGAGCCCUGCUGAAGCAGGAGGGAAACAGAGCCCUCUGGUUUCUGAAGCAGUGCUUGGCUCUCUUCAAGAGCCCGCAGGCCCCCAUUCGCCAGACAGCUGUACGAUUUGCAGGCCAGAUCAUCCAAACCCUGGAUGCGGAAGAGGCCAAUGAAAUUGCGGAAGUAUAUACAGCCCUAAAGUACUUGCGGGAAGACCCCGACUCCAUGGUCAGCUGCCUCGCCGCUCAGACCCUCUACAUCCUGGAAGCCAAGGAGAAGCUGCUGGUCAACCCCCCUACCUCUUGCUUCUGCAGCAGGAGGCCACGAAAGACCUACUCCUGAGCCUGCGUCCUUGGGUCCUGGCCAGGGCGAUCGAGACUGUGACAACGGUGACAG